GCGACGAGAUGGAGCCCAACUCACUUCUGUGGGUAGGCUCACCUUGUGGUUUGCACGGACCUUACAUUUUCUACAAGGCGUUUAGAUUUCACCUUGAAGGCAAAGCGAGAAUUUUGUCCCUGGGUGAUUUUUUCUUGGUCAGAUGUAAAGCAGGGGACCCCAUCUGCAUAGCAGAGCUACAACUCGUAUGGGAGGAAAGGACAACCAAGCAACUUCUAUCCAGCUCCAAACUUUAUUUUCUUCCAGAAGAUACCCCCCAGGACAGAAAUGUCACUCACGGAGAGGAUGAAGUUAUCGCUGUCUCUGAGAAAGUCAUAGUGAAGUUGGAGGAUCUGGUGAAAUGGAUGGUGGCGGAUGUGUCGAGUUGGAACAAGGGUCUGCAGGCCAUACCCCUGAAACCCACCGUGCUGAAGGAGCUCGGCAAAAACGGCCAGAGAGAAGCGCUCCACAAAUACAGAGAGUCCACGCUCAACAGCGGCCUCAACUUCAAGGACGUCCUCAAAGAGAAGGCUGAACUCGGUGAAGAUGUGGAGGAGAAGAAGGUUCUGGUACUGAGUUACCCCCAGUACUGUCGGUACCGUUCCAUCAUUGCGCGGCUUCGUGAGCGGCCUACUUCCUUCCUGACGGACCAUGUGGUGCUGGCCCUGGGGGGAAUCGCCUCCCUCACCAACAACACCCAGAUCCUGUACUGCAGGGACACUUUCGAGCACCCCACGCUGGUGGAGAAUGAGAGCGUAUGUGAUGAGUUCGGUAAGUAG
Sinocyclocheilus rhinocerous is the source of this 758-nucleotide messenger RNA. RefSeq names its product AT-rich interactive domain-containing protein 5B-like. The coding region runs from base 9 to 758 and encodes 249 amino acids. Gene Ontology annotation, molecular function: transcription cis-regulatory region binding. Gene Ontology annotation, cellular component: nucleus. The record is from RefSeq and is a predicted model, not a curated record. Lineage: Eukaryota; Metazoa; Chordata; Actinopteri; Cypriniformes; Cyprinidae. Gene Ontology annotation, biological process: regulation of transcription by RNA polymerase II. The transcript is spliced from 4 exons.